ACAUGCCAUUCCCUUCCUUCUACAUCUCAUCAUAUUCCCAAACUGCAAAAAGAAACAUAAAACAAAUCGAAAUGAGUUUUUAUUUUCAUCAAGAUUCUCUUUCUCUUCAAUCUACCAUGUCUACAACUUUCACUUUCUUGUUUUUCUCUUUCACCCUUUUAUUUUCUUUCUUCUCUUUUCUUCUCUUCAUCUCAAGAAUCAAGCCAUGGUGUAAUUGCAACACUUGCAAAACAUUCUUAACCAUGAGUUGGUCCAAUAAAUUUGUAAACCUUGUGGAUUAUUAUACACAUCUUCUUCAAGAAUCACCAACAGGAACAAUUCAUGUGCAUGUGUUGGGUAACACAAUAACCUCAAAUCCAGAAAACGUGGAGUAUAUACUCAAAACAAAUUUCAACAAUUACCCUAAAGGUAAACAAUUCUCUACAAUCCUUGGUGAUCUUCUUGGCCGUGGUAUCUUCAACGUUGACGGCCAUUCGUGGAAGUUUCAACGAAAAAUGGCAUCUCUUGAACUCGGUAGCGUAGUGAUUCGUUCCUACGCUAUGGAACUUGUCAUCGAAGAAAUCAAAACAAGAUUGCUUCCUCUUAUAGCUUCUGUUGCCGAGAAAAAAACCGCAUCCAAAGCAGACAAUACCUCAGAAGAUGUUCUUUUGGACAUGCAAGACAUUCUUAGAAGAUUCUCGUUCGACAACAUUUGUAAAUUCUCGUUUGGAUUAGACCCAUGUUGUCUUGUUCCAUCACUUCCUGUUUCAAAUCUUGCAAAUGCUUUUGAUCUUUCUUCAACACUUUCAGCUCAACGGGCAUUAACGGCAUCACCGUUAAUAUGGAAGAUGAAACGUUUCUUCAACAUUGGGUCAGAGAAGAAGUUGAAAGAAGCGAUUAAGAUAGUAAAUGAUUUGGCAAAUGAAAUGAUAAAACAAAGAAGAGAAAUUGAGAAUGGAGUUGAGUCACGAAAAGAUCUUCUAUCUCGCUUUAUGGGUGCUUUGAAUUCACAUGACGACGAAUAUUUAAGAGAUAUUGUCGUUAGUUUUCUGUUAGCGGGUCGUGAUACCGUUGCUUCCGCGUUAACGGGUUUUUUUAUAUUGUUGUCGAAGAACCCGAAAGUGGAGGAAAAAAUUCGGGUUGAGUUAGACCGAGUAAUGAACCCGAAUCAAGAGUGUGCUACUUUUGAACAAACGCGUGAAAUGCAUUAUCUUAAUGGAGCGAUUCAUGAGAGUAUGAGGCUUUUUCCACCAGUUCAAUUUGAUUCAAAAUUUGCUCUUGAAGAUGACGUGUUACCUGAUGGAACUUUUAUAAAAAAGGGGAGUCGGGUCACUUAUCACCCAUAUGCUAUGGGUCGGAUGGAGAAUAUUUGGGGACCCGAUUGUUUGGAAUUUAAACCCGAGAGAUGGUUGAAGGAUGGUGUGUUUGUUCCAAAAUGUCCUUUUAAGUAUCCGGUUUUUCAAGCGGGGUCGAGGGUUUGUUUGGGAAAAGAGUUAGCUAUUGUAGAGAUGAAGUCUGUUGUUGCUUCUUUAGUAAAACGGUUUGAUGUUCGGGUUGUUGGACCGAACCAAGAGCCGCAGUUUGCACCCGGUUUAACUGCCUCAUUUAGAGGUGGUUUGCCGGUUAAGAUUUAUGAAAGAACAUGAUUUUUUAGAUUAAUUAGGCUAAAAUGUUAGGUUGUAAUAACUUUAUUUAGAUUGCAAUGUGAAUACUAUAUACAUAUACUAUUUUUGUCUAAUCUCACGUUUAAACAUUUCUUUAUUUCAAA
Messenger RNA from Medicago truncatula (barrel medic), 1747 nucleotides. Its product is annotated as cytochrome P450 94C1. The transcript has a single exon. Lineage: Eukaryota; Viridiplantae; Streptophyta; Magnoliopsida; Fabales; Fabaceae. Bases 3 to 1625 code for a protein of 540 amino acids. Gene Ontology annotation, molecular function: monooxygenase activity; iron ion binding; heme binding. The record is from RefSeq and is a predicted model, not a curated record.